Helobdella robusta is the source of this 3495-nucleotide messenger RNA. RefSeq lists its product as hypothetical. The record is from RefSeq and is a predicted model, not a curated record. Lineage: Eukaryota; Metazoa; Annelida; Clitellata; Rhynchobdellida; Glossiphoniidae. The transcript has 6 exons. Bases 1 to 3495 code for a protein of 1164 amino acids.
AUGUUAAGUAGGACUCAUAUUUUUUUUCAAAAAUUUGCACUCCAGACGAUACGGAUGUUAAUCAUAUCACGAGAGGUAGACAAAGCAGUAACAAUGCUGUUGAAAGCGAUAAUGAUAAAUGUUAGCUUCAACUCCCCUGUCACCUACCUCCAACUCAUCAUCCUCAUCUUCGUCAUCAUUGCUGUCGGCUUCUCUAAUGCUGCUGAGACAGCAUCAUUGCUGUCAACCGUGCCACCGUCAUUUUCGUCAUCAACUACAUUGACGCCGACAUCAACAGCAACAACAUCAUCGUCCUUAGUCAUGUCAUUAUCAUCAACUACAAAGAUGACAUCGAUAACACCGUCGUUAUCAGUUAUGUCACCAUCACCAUUCUCAUCGCCAAUUACAAAUACAACGACGACAACAUCAACACCUUCACUUCAAAUAGAAUCUAAAGCCUACACACCUUCACUUCAAAUAGAGUCUAAAGCCUACCAUAACGCUAACAUAGCAACAGCCUAUAAUAAUGUUGAUGAAUGUAGUAAUAGUGGUAAGGACAUUAACAAUACUGAUGAUAUCACCAAUGAAAAAGGUAAUCUUAAUACUUUUAGUAUGGACAAUGACGAAGAUAAUAAUAAUAAUAGUAAUAACAUUAAUAAUAACAACUAUUAUAAUGAUGGUGCUGAUUACAAUGAUGAUGGUGUGGAAAGCAAUGGUAUCGUUGAAAACUACACAAGACACUUGAGAAGUGCCCAUGGCAAAUUACAUCCACCAAAUUACUAUGGAAUAAAUUAUAAUAAUAAUAAUAAACGUAAAUUGGCAAGCAAAACUAAUAAUAAUAAUAAUGAGAUUUAUCACAAUGACGAUGAUGUUGAUGGUUUGAGUGAGAUUAAAAAGCGUUUUAAACCUUCAGCUGAUAAUAAGACAACAUCAACGUCUACGUCAUCAUCUUGUUGUCAAGUGGUCACCAAAAAUAAUGAAUAUAAAAGGAUGACGAGAUCGUCAUCACUGCAACUACAACAACACCAGCAGCAUAUAAACACCUCGACAGUUAUGAUUUCAACGUCAUCGUCACCAACGACAACAAAUAUGACGUCUGCCCUGUCUCCUUCUCUGAGGAUUUCAUCAUCUACAACGACAACAACGUCAUCAAAAUUAAUUACGUCACCAUCUGAAAAAUUGUCAUUAGCAACGACACCGACACUGCCAGUUUUGAACACGACAACAUUGAUAACACCGUCUACAACGUUGGAACUGUUGGCCUCCAGCGUUUCACACAUCCAUACAACCUCAAUGGCAACAUUAUUUUUGCAGCCACCAACAUCAUCAAAGUCAGUUUUAUCGGCAACGACAAUGACAUCACCAUCAAAAGUACUGCUUAACAAUGCAGCCUGUGAAUCUUUAAAAAAUUUAAUUUUGCCUCAAAAUUCAAAAAAUCUCUUGUCAACCUCUCCAGUUGUUGUCAUGAAGAAGACAAUUGGUGUAUCAAAUAACAAAACUUUUAAUGUAACAUCGUUGGCUACAGCAGCUACAACUUCAGUUGCAUCAACUACAUUUACAUCAACAACUUUAUCAACGUCAUUAACGAAUGCGAUGACGACCUCAACUACACAGACAAGAGUAGUUAAUUUAUCGACAGCUACACCACCAACAACAACAACGAUUGCUCCCACACCAGAAAAUGUAUCAUCCAAACAGAAUACUUUCAAUACAUCUAAUGAACUAUCAACUAACUUCGUUAAAUGUAACAAAGAUGACAUUAACAAGAAUCAUUUUGAUGCUCCCAUUGACAAUAACUUAAAUAUUACCAAUUACCGUAGUAUCAUCUACAACAACAACAAUAACAAUGUUAAUAAUGUUAUUAAUAAUAGUUUUACGUACGUUAAUAUCAAAGACAACAGCAGUAACAGGAAUGGUACCCUUGUUUACAAUAAGGUUGAUGAUGACGAUGACGUCACCACUAACAAAGAUAAAUCAAACUUGAACAAUUCAAGGAGCGUCUACCAGAAGUUUUUGAAAAACUGCAAAGUUUAUUGCGACCUUGAUUCGUUGGGCUUGAAACGAUCGUCAUCAGUACCAGCAACAUCGUCAUCAUCAUCAUCAUCAAACACAUCAUUCUCAUCAACAUCGUUAGCGUCAGUUUAUCGUGUCACAUCAUCUGCAUCAACAACAUCAUCAUUUCCACUUUCAUCAUCAUCAUCUCUGUCUAAUAUCACAGACAAUGAUGAAGAUGAGGAUGAUGAUGAUGCUCGGACGAUGGUGAUGACAAGUGACUCAAAUGAAAACAGUUUGCAGAAUUCAGUUUCUAAAUUGGCUCAUGGCAAUGAGAGAAGAAGAAGAAGAAGGAGUUCGCAAUCCAAAAGUGAGAGGACAAGCAGAGCAAGUAGUGUUUGCUCAAAAGAUGGAGAUGAUUUGAAGACUUUCUUGCAAGCCGGUGAUGUUGUGUGGGCAAAGAAUAAGGGCUACCCAUGGUACCCUGCUCUUAUUGUCAAGUCGGAUAGCACACCCCUCCAAGACUCGAAUGGGUUCUUCCAAAACUUGACACCCCCUCCAUGUGUUAUGAAUCUUGCUUCAAAGUUCACAGAACCUGUUUUUCUUGUUCGAUUUUUUGACAAAAAAAGAAACUGGCAGUGGCUGCCCCGCAAUAAGGUUCACCUCUUGGGAUGGGAUCCUUCAUUGGACAGGGAGAGACUCUCCAACAUUAAAAAGUCGAAACUGAGGAAAGAUAUUAAGCGAGCAUUUGGCAUUGCCAUCCAUCAGAUAAAGAUGAGUGGUCAGUUUCAUCAACCUGCCAAUCCGACGCUGAUCAACUUCGGUUUGAAAUAUCAGAAAUGUCAUCAGCCACAUAAUGGCCGCUACUUUCCAGAUCUUCAGUUAGACGUUCUGGACGUUAGCACUCAAUUUAAAGAGCACUCUUCAAUGAACAUGUACUCCUCUACUCGUAGGAGUAUAGUUGUCUCUGAUGUUGUUUCAACUGAUGAUAUUACAGUUACUGAUACGACUGCUUCUUCUUAUGACCAUGGUUCAGUAAAUAUUGCUGUUGCUGUUGAUGAUUCUGCACCAAAUAAUUUUGACAUCAUGAGUAGUAACAGUGGUGGAGGAUCAGAUGCACAGGCUUCAAAUCUUGUUAAAGAUUGUUUGAACCCAUCUGCUGACACAACGAAAAGAGCAUAUCAUCGUCACUUUGAAUUACGUGACCAAAAAAUGCAACACACCAAAAUGACAGCAGAACUUAACUGCCUCAUCUCACAGCAACCUCAACAGAAACAUCACCCUCCUAGACAUGCGCACAGUUCAGAACAGCUAUCUCAAAGUUACAUGCUUCAAAAUGCAGCAACUGCUUCAACUACAUCGCUUCAGCUAAUAUCACAGCAACAACAGCAGCCACAGCAUUCGCAACGUGGCUACAACCAGCAACAAAUUGAUAUCACAAAAGUAAGCAACAAUGUCGACCAUGAAGUAGCAUCCAAUCUAAAACAACAUGCGGCAUUGUCUCAGUGUUUCCUGUCAUUGUGA